GCCGCGCAGUACCUUAUCAAGCGAUAGCGCGACGGAGCAUCAAAGGUCAACUUCCGGCAGGCCGCCGCCAUACGACAGAAAGACGUCGCCAUGGAGGACGAUACUGACGUCAACGUUCCCCUACACCAGUCACAAGGAGCAUCGACCAGAAGGAGGACCUGUAGACUUUCUGUCGUCGGCUGCGCAUUUGAGGGAACACACGAGGAACUGGAGAAACACGAGACGCUCGAGAGCCACAUGAACUUCCUCCUGUCCUACACCGAGAGAGCCAACGGAUCCAUCCGAACAGUUCAGGAGGCGCUGGCAGAAAGCCACCAGGAAAAGCUAGAACUUCAGAGCGGCUUCAACGCCAUCAAGGAGCAAAUGAACCUAGUGCUACGAGAACACCAGGUCCUCAAAGACCAGGUGCGGUUGCUUACAUCGAGGCUGAACGAAGAACAGCGCCACUGGCAGAGGAUAUCCCGCGCGGUGGACGUGCAAUUGGAAGAGGCCAUCUCACGCUCCUGGACCCAGGGGAAGUUCAUGUGGCGCAUCCAUCCAUACAGCCGCCUAAAGCUUCAGCAGCAGAAUGAAGACAUUGCCCGGGUAGUCAGCCCGGCGUUUUACACUGGCGUGCCCGGCUACAAGCUGAGACUUAUGGCGGACCUCAAUGGUUACGGAGAAGGCAGGGGCAGCCACUUGUCCCUCUUCUUGCAGAUAAUGCAAGGAAAGUUUGACAGCGUCAUAGACUGGCCCUGCAAGAACGAGCACAUGCUGCGCGUCGUCGACCAGUCUGCACGAGGAAUGCAUUACGACAAGCUCCAAUUGUUCCGGAACAUCCCUUCAAAGAAUAAGCACAUCAUGGGUCGUCCUUUCGAGGAGUGCAAUGUGCCCAUCGGAUUCCACACCAUGAUUGCGCUGCAGGAUCUCGAGAACGAGCGCAACGGAUACCUCAGAAACGAUACCGUAAUCAUCAUGUAUAGGUGCAAGAUAUAAGCUUUUGCACUCAUAUAUAUCAAACUGAUGGCCUAACAAAAAAAUAUAUCCAUGCAUCUUUCUACGUUCACCCGACCACCACCGCAAAGAUGUGCGUUGAAAACGACAGGUACUCUAAGAAAAAAUCCGUUCUUGAAAGGUUCUAAGACGGCCCAAGAAUUCUUUCAGCUCGUGAAUAACGGUUUCGCUUCAAGUAUU
This is a messenger RNA of Ixodes scapularis (black-legged tick), 1173 nucleotides long. RefSeq names its product TNF receptor-associated factor 2. Gene Ontology annotation, cellular component: plasma membrane signaling receptor complex. NCBI's taxonomy places the organism in Eukaryota, Metazoa, Arthropoda, Arachnida, Ixodida, Ixodidae. Gene Ontology annotation, molecular function: protein binding. Gene Ontology annotation, biological process: positive regulation of JNK cascade; regulation of canonical NF-kappaB signal transduction. The transcript is spliced from 9 exons. The coding region runs from base 91 to 975 and encodes 294 amino acids. The record is from RefSeq and is a predicted model, not a curated record.